AUGACUGACCCAAGUGAUAGGGAUAAGUCCAAGCAAGAUGAUCCUGACUAUGAUCCGGAUGAAGAUGACUAUGCUGAGAGUAGAGUUGCUGCAGCCAAACCACCUGUUUACUUGGGAAAGGAAGACCCAACCAGCCUUGAAAACUGGAUUAGGGAGUUUGACAAGCUGUUUGAUGCAAUCAAUUGCCCAAGUGAGCUAAGAGUGAACAAUGGUGUUUACUAUUUGAGGGAGGAAGCUGACUUAUGGUGGACCCAAAGAAAGGAUGAGUUGCUGAAAAGACCAAACUUUGAGUGGGAUGAGUUUAAUGAAGCCUUGAGAGAGAAGUUUUACCCUUCCUACCUAAGAAAGCAGAAAUGCAUGGAGUUUACCAACCUGAGAAUGGGGAACAUGUCUAUCAAUAAAUACUACAACAAGUUCAUUGAGUUGAUGAGGGUAGAAUUUCCGUUGGAUUUGAUCGAGUUCGAUUUGAAGCAUCUCGAUGUAAUUCUGGGUAUGGAUUGGUUGGGAAGAUAUGAAGCAAAGAUUGAUUGUGCAACUGAAAAGGAUGAAGAGGAGCAUAAGGAGCAUUUGAGACAAGGAGCAUUUGAGACAAGUGUUAUCAUGUUUGAGAGAGCACCAGUUGUAUGCCAAGCUGUCAAAGUAUUGGGAUGUGUUUUGAUGCAAAGUCAAAGGGUGAUUGCGUAUGCUUCAAGGCAGUUGAAACCUUACGAAGGGAAUUACCCAACCCAUGAUUUGGAGUUAGCUGCAAUAGUGUUCGCUUUGAAGAUUUGGAGGCAUUAUUUGUAUGGGGUGACUUAUAGGAUUUUCAUGGAUCACAAGAGUUUGAAGUACAUUUUCACCCAAAAGUAUUUGAAUGGAAGGCAGAGAAGAUGGUUGGAGUUUCUAAGUGAUUAUACGUUGGAUAUUCAAUACCAUGAAGGAAAAGCUAAUGUGGUGGCAGAUGCUUUGAGCAGGAAGUCAGGACAUUUGAUGAAUGUGAUGGUAGUGCCAGACUAG
Chenopodium quinoa (quinoa) is the source of this 996-nucleotide messenger RNA. RefSeq lists its product as uncharacterized. The transcript is spliced from 5 exons. NCBI's taxonomy places the organism in Eukaryota, Viridiplantae, Streptophyta, Magnoliopsida, Caryophyllales, Amaranthaceae. Bases 1 to 996 code for a protein of 331 amino acids. The record is from RefSeq and is a predicted model, not a curated record.